This is a messenger RNA of Dovyalis caffra, 648 nucleotides long. The record is from the annotation of a GenBank genome assembly. NCBI's taxonomy places the organism in Eukaryota, Viridiplantae, Streptophyta, Magnoliopsida, Malpighiales, Salicaceae.
AUGGCUUUUGCUCAUUACUUGGUCGCCGUCCCAGCUGAACCCUCAAAUCUCACAAAAGCUGCGCUCUUUAACACCAACCUUCCUCCUCGUCCUCCUCGUAAAAAAAAUUACUCUGAUUUAGCCUUCUUUUCUCCUUCUCUUAAAACUAAAGCACGCAAGCUCUCCGUAUUUCCCAAAUUCCAUCGAAUUGGACGCAAAGCUAAGGCGAAGGCGCAAGAAUCAGAAGUGAGUUUGGCAGCUGAAUCUUUUACUAAUUUCAAGCAUUUGUUAUUGCCAAUUACUGAUAAGAAUCCGUAUCUGUCCGAGGGAACUAGACAGGCUGCUGCAACUGCUGCGGCAUUGGCAAAGAAAUAUGGGGCUGACAUAACAGUUGUAGUUAUUGAUGAGAGGCAGAAAGAAUCGUUGCCUGAGCAUGAAACCCAAAUGUCUAGCAUUCGCUGGCAUCUAGCUGAAGGUGGGUUCCAGGAAUUCAAGUUGUUGGAGCGACUUGGGGAAAGAAACAAGCCCACUGCAAUAAUUGGUGAGGUUGCUGAUGACCUAAACUUGGAUUUGGUAGUUGUGAGCAUGGAUGCAAUCCAUUCCAAGCACGUGGAUGCAAACCUGCUUGCUGAGUUCAUCCCCUGCCCUGUCUUACUUUUGCCUUUAUAA